Filobasidium floriforme is the source of this 1349-nucleotide messenger RNA. RefSeq names its product kinase-like domain-containing protein. Gene Ontology annotation, cellular component: transcription factor TFIIH holo complex; transcription factor TFIIK complex; nucleus. The transcript has 7 exons. Gene Ontology annotation, molecular function: RNA polymerase II CTD heptapeptide repeat kinase activity; ATP binding; cyclin-dependent protein serine/threonine kinase activity. Bases 178 to 1257 code for a protein of 359 amino acids. NCBI's taxonomy places the organism in Eukaryota, Fungi, Basidiomycota, Tremellomycetes, Filobasidiales, Filobasidiaceae. Gene Ontology annotation, biological process: positive regulation of transcription by RNA polymerase II; protein phosphorylation. The record is from RefSeq and is a predicted model, not a curated record.
GGGGCAUGAGAUCGUCGUUCGCAGCAGCAACAGGAAUACAGGAAUAUACAUAUUUGCAUGUUUGACACGUCAUCGUCAUCAAUUCAAUGAUAUCGGACAUCUGGCUCGCAGUCUCGGAAGCUGAAUUGUACAUGGUCGUCGUCACUCGGAUAACAGUCGGCGCCCGGAAAUGUACACAUGAAUCUGGCCGAUCAGGAAAACGCCGCGGCCAGGGCCCGUUGGGUCAAGGAGACAAAGAUCGGAGAAGGUACCUACGCCAAUGUAUACAAAGGCUACGACGUAAAGACCGGCCAGAAGAUUGCUAUCAAAAAGAUCAAGGCAGGAGCAUUCAAGGAUGGUAUCGACAUCUCCGCCAUCCGGGAGAUCAAGUUCUUGCGAGAGCUCUCCCAUCCCAAUGUUAUCGCUCUGCUUGGAACGUACUCGAAAGCCCAAUCCCUCUCUUUGGUACUGGAAUAUCUGGAUACCGACCUCGAAGCGGUCAUCAAAGACAAGACGCUCGUCUUCAAGCCCGGGGAUGUCAAGAGUUGGAUGGCCAUGAGUCUUCGCGGCUUGGACUUUUGCCAUUCGAGGGGGGUCCUCCAUCGUGAUCUCAAACCGAAUAACUUGUUGAUCAGCAGCAAGGGCGAGUUGAAGAUUGCCGAUUUCGGUCUGGCCAGGGAAACGGGCGAUGUAGAUAGCCGCAUGACGUGCCAAGUCGUCACUCGUUGGUACCGACCUCCCGAGCUACUCUGGGGCUCGCGGUCCUACUCGUACGGUAUCGACAUGUGGUCGAUCGGUACCAUUUUCAUCGAACUCGUUUUGCGCAAGCCGUUCCUGCCAGGGGACUCGGACAUGGACCAACUGAAAAAGAUCAUUACCGUCCUCGGUACACCUACCGAGGAAGAAUGGCCGGGUCACAAGCUCCUACCCGACUACGUCAACAUCGGCGAAGAGAGCCGAGGGCAGCGGUGGACACCGUGGAUUAUGAGCGUCGGCAAAGUAGGGGUGGAAUUGAUCAAGGAGAUGCUACGCUAUGAUCCUUUAAAGCGCAUUUCGGCCAAGAGCGCUCUCUACCAUCAAUUCUUCCUGGACGAUCCGAGGCCGACGGCGCCGAUCAAACUUCCCAAGCCGACAGCCGAGCUCGUACCACGCGCUAUGGCUCCCGACGAAACUGAAGGGAAACCAGAACUCAAAACGGCAGGCGGAGGCGUCAAACGAAAGGCGGAAAGCCCAGACCCGUUUGGUGAUGUGAAAAAAGUCGCCAGACGAUUAUUCUAGCGAUAUCCGUCGUGACGAAUAAGACUGCUCGCAUCGGUGCAAUGUACAAGAAGAUACCCCAUGUAUCGUUAUAUCCAGAAUCGCGAAAUGGU